This is a messenger RNA of Hibiscus syriacus, 2451 nucleotides long. Its product is annotated as protein indeterminate-domain 5, chloroplastic-like. NCBI's taxonomy places the organism in Eukaryota, Viridiplantae, Streptophyta, Magnoliopsida, Malvales, Malvaceae. The transcript has 4 exons. Bases 417 to 2099 code for a protein of 560 amino acids. The record is from RefSeq and is a predicted model, not a curated record. Gene Ontology annotation, cellular component: nucleus. Gene Ontology annotation, molecular function: DNA-binding transcription factor activity.
UUUGAUUUUGCAAAUUGAGGAAGAAAAUAACCAAAGCCAAUCGGCUAGAAGUUAAAACAAGGGAAAAUCUGGUUCGAGAUGAUGAUAUAUGUGCGAGUAUCUCUGCAUGACACCAUGUAAGGGAAAGCAAAAACAAAACAAUUUGGCAUUUAAAAGCGGCAGAUUUUUCUUGUUACUGCUGCCCUCCUUUCCUCUCUUUUGAGUUUGAUAAACCUUUGGCUUUUUCCAGAUGAGAUUCCAAAGUGGGUUUGGUGUUAGAUUAAUGGGUUUUUCGAGGAGAUAUCGUAUCUGAGAACUGGAAUUCGGAGAAGAAGAUAAACAGCAGCUCCAGAAGGUCAGGUUUUUGUUUAAAAAGGGCGGUUGCACCAUCUUCAUCAGGUCCUUUUUUUGCAGUUAGAGAAGAAAAUCAAAACCAGAUGAAACUCCUCCAUUCUUCUUCAACAACAAUUACAUCAACCGGACCGCCGGUUGAUCCGUCCCCUCCGCCGCAGAAGAAAAAGAGAAACCAACCCGGAACCCCAAAUCCAGAUGCGGAAGUGGUGGCACUAUCUCCCAAGACUUUAAUGGCGACAAACAGGUUCAUUUGUGAGGUGUGCAACAAAGGGUUCCAAAGGGAGCAGAAUCUACAGCUCCAUAGGAGAGGACACAAUCUGCCGUGGAAGCUGAAGCAGAAGACGAAUAAAGAAGUGAAGAAGAAGGUCUAUCUUUGCCCCGAACCGACAUGCGUCCACCACGAUCCAUCGAGGGCACUCGGCGACCUCACCGGCAUCAAGAAGCAUUACUCGAGAAAACACGGCGAGAAGAAAUGGAAGUGCGACAAGUGCUCGAAGCGGUACGCCGUGCAAUCGGAUUGGAAAGCUCAUUCCAAGACGUGUGGCACCAGAGAAUACAGAUGUGACUGUGGCACUCUCUUCUCAAGACGUGACAGCUUUAUAACUCACAGGGCGUUCUGUGAUGCAUUGGCUCAAGAAACUGCAAGGCACCCGACGCCUUUGAACUCCAUCGGCAGCCAUUUAUAUGGAAGUAGUAGUAAUAAUUACAUGAACUUAGGGUUAUCUCAAGUGGGAACCCAGAUUUCAUCUAUUCAAGACCACACUAAUAAUCAAACCGGUGAGAUUCUAAUACUUGGCGGUGGUUCGAGGAAUUCUCGGUUUGAUCAUCUACUUCCGCCGUCGAUGGGUUCUUCUUCCUCGUCGUUUCGACCUGAACAACAACAACAGCAACAACCGAUGGUUACUUCGCCCGGUUUCGUCAUGCAAGAAUCGAACCAGAUUUUCAACCAUGGGUUAAUGCAGUUUCAGGAGAACAACAGCGACAGCACGAGCGCUGCUCCGUCGGCGGCCGGUCUCUUCAACCUUAGCUUCCUUUCGAACAGCGGCAACAAUGGCGGUGCAGAUUAUAAUAUGACUUCGGGUUUGUUGAUGUCGGAUAAUUUCAACAACGAUAACGGCGGGAACGGUGGUGGGGCAAACGAAUCCUCGAAUCUCUUCUCGAACAGCUUAAUGAGUGAUCAAAUCACUUCAAACAUCCCUUCUUUGUUUAGUUCAUCGAUUCAAAACAAUAACAUGGUGGCGCCGCAAAUGUCAGCCACCGCAUUGCUACAAAAGGCUGCUCAAAUGGGCUCGAGUUCAAGCAGCGGCAACAACAACAAAGACAAUUCUCUUUUAAGCUUCCCAACAUCUUCUUCAACCAGAACCAAAACCUCAAACUUCGGCAGCAUUUUCGGGGAAACCGCCUCCGGCAACAACCUACAGGAACUAAUGAACUCCAUAGCCAGUGGUAAUUCCCCCAUUUUCGGAAGCUCCGGUGGAGUCAAUACAUUUAACACUUAUGCAAACAGAACUAGCAUGGAACAUGAAAAGCCACCGCCGCCGCCGCCGCAACAGCCAAGUUUGCAUGUUAGCGGCGGCGGGUCAGAUAGAUUGACUCGUGACUUCCUCGGAGUCGGGCAAAUUGUUCGAAACAUGACCGGAGGAGCGACACAACAACAACAACAAGAAGAAGGAAUCGGAUUGAGCAGCUUGACUUCCGAGAGAAACACAAAUAAUACGGCGCCGACAAGCCACCACUCUUUCGGAGGACGUGGGAAUCUCCAGUGAUGAAAGAAAUCCAAAAACACAAAAAAAGGAAAAGGAUACGAAGAAAAUACAAAGAUAAUUGCUCGAUGGCAAGGCCUUUCAAGCAAACGACCCGGGAAAAAUAUGAGGUCGGACAGAAUCGGGUUUCGAUCAUCGAUCGACAAAAAUGCAACUAAUGAACCCCUAAAUCCAAGCUAGAUAUUGUAUGAAACAUUUCCUUCUUUGUUUAGUAAGUUUCCAAUCAGUCCCAGGCUACAAUCUUUUUUCCCCUACUUUAGAUUGUGACUUUAGCCCCCAAAGAACAUUCUCUUGUUACAUUUUCAACUACUUUUUAUUACAUUAGUUGUAUGAUUAGGCAGCCGCCAUUGUAGAA